This is a messenger RNA of Dermatophagoides pteronyssinus (European house dust mite), 1681 nucleotides long. RefSeq names its product CCR4-NOT transcription complex subunit Pop2 (gene Pop2). Gene Ontology annotation, molecular function: poly(A)-specific ribonuclease activity; nucleic acid binding. The record is from RefSeq and is a predicted model, not a curated record. Lineage: Eukaryota; Metazoa; Arthropoda; Arachnida; Sarcoptiformes; Pyroglyphidae. Gene Ontology annotation, cellular component: CCR4-NOT complex.
UUUUUUUUUGAUUAUCUGAUUGAGAAAUAUUCCUAUCAAAAACAACAACAACGACAAGAGAGAUGAGAAUUCGAAAAAAACGAUAUAAACAAUUUGACCCAGCAUCAUUACCGACCAACUAGAUUUGUUCAAUUUUAUUUAGAAAAGAAUUAUUGCUUGACACUAUCAAUCAUCAUCAUCAUCAUCACCAACAUUAAUAGCAACAUCAAAUUUCAGGAUGCCUUCAGCUUAUGGCCAUACGAACGGACAUCAUCUGGUCAAUACGAAUUCAAUGGCAGCAGCUUUGACAAACGGACAAACACCUUCUUCAGCGAUCACUGCAUCAUCAACUUCGUCACCACAUCGUGUCGGAACGAUAAAUGCUGGUAGCCAUGGUGGUCAUCCAUCAAAUCAAACACAAACACAUGGCCAAGCUCAGGCACCACAAACUAACGAAGAAGUUGGUAUCCGAGAAGUUUGGGCACAUAAUCUUGAUGAAGAAUUUAUUCGAAUUCGUAAGAUUGUACAGCAUUAUCCUUUCGUUGCGAUGGACACAGAAUUUCCAGGAGUUGUGGCCAAACCGAUCGGUCAAUUUACAUCAAAUUCUGAAUACAUGUAUCAAAUUAUGCGUUCAAAUAUCACAUUGUUAAAGAUUAUACAAAUUGGUUUGACUUUCAUGAACGCUGAAGGCAAAAAACCUGAUGGUUUUUGCACAUGGCAGUUUAAUUUUCGUUUCAAUCUGAACGAUGAUAUGUAUGCCCAUGAAUCGAUAGAAUUGCUCACCAAUUCAGGUAUACAAUUCAACAAACAUGAUCAAGACGGUAUCGACCCAACCGAAUUUGCCGUAUUGUUAAUUGGUUCUGGUGUGGUUUUGUCGGAUCAAAUUUCUUGGCUAUCGUUCCAUUCAGGCUAUGAUUUUGGUUAUUUGCUCAAGAUGUUGACCGAUCAACAGUUGCCCAAAAAAGAAACAGAAUUUUUUGAAUUAUUGAAAAUUUACUUUCCACGAAUUUACGAUCUAAAAUAUUUGAUGAAAAGCACCAAAGAUUUGAAAGGUGGCUUGCAAGAGGUUGCCGAAGCAUUAACUUUGGUUCGUAAAGGUCCUCAACAUCAAGCCGGUAGUGAUAGUCUAUUAACGGGUGAAACAUUUUUCAAAUUGAAAGAAAUGUAUUUCGAAAAUGAUAUCGAAGAAAAAAGAUAUUCAGGUUUUCUUUAUGGUCUGGAAACAGCUGAAACCGGCAAAAAUGAAACUGAUGAUGAUUUAGCCGCUAGCGGAGUUGGUACGAAUUCAACUACUGGCAAUCGCAAUACGCCCACUACUACUAAUACAUCAUUAUCUGUAACAAAUACAACAACGAAUGGUGCUGCAACUGUAACAGCAAGCGGCAACACAUCAAAUGGUAGCAAUAAUAAUAAUAAUAAUAAUGGAACAAAUGAUUCAAGUGGAAAUAAAACCGAUGAUGGUAAUGCCUCAUCCGAUGUUAAUAAUUCAGAACAAUCAGUCAACAGAGAUUCGUCAACGGCUAUAAACCAGCAAACGCCCACAAGUGUUUCUAGCUGAAUUAUUUUUUUCUUGUCUCGUAUUUUCCUCCUGCCUGCUAUUAAUUAUCGUCAAUCAUUAUUAAUUUUCAUUAGCCAACCAUCAUCGUUACCAAAAAUAAACAACAAUACGAACCUACUGUUUUUGGUUGAAAAUAAUAAAGCA